Macrosiphum euphorbiae (potato aphid) is the source of this 795-nucleotide messenger RNA. Lineage: Eukaryota; Metazoa; Arthropoda; Insecta; Hemiptera; Aphididae. The record is from the annotation of a GenBank genome assembly.
AUGCCACUUCCAACUAUUGAGAGAUUUAAACAAAUCGCGAGUGAUUAUGAACGUAUGUGGGAUUUCCCAAAUUGUAUUGGGAGUAUCGACGGAAAGCAUGUUCGCAUAAAAUGUCCCGCUCAUUCAGGAUCCAUGUUUUUCAAUUAUAAAAAAUUUUUCUCCGUACAUCUUCAAGGUAUUACUGAUGCCAGGUAUAAAUUUAUUACGAUUGAUGUAGGAGAUUAUGGGAGACGAAGUGAUAGUGGUGUGUUUAUGGAAACUGGAGUCUACCGCCAUUUGGAAAACAAUUCAUUUAAUGUGGCACCUCCUAAACCAUUACCAGGGAUAAAUGAACAUGUUCCCCACGUUUUUCUGGGUGAUCAAGGUUAUCCAUUAAAAGAAUACUUAAUGAGGCCGUAUCCUACUAUGAAUAAUAUUGAUCCAGAAAAAGAAAACUUCAAUUAUCGCCUAAGUAGAGCUAGACGUUCUGUUGAAUGUGCCUUUGGUAUUCUAGUGAGUAAGUGGAGAUGUCUAAAGACUGAACUGCAAGUGGAACCAUGUCAUGUAGACACUAUUGUUAAAACUGUUUGCUUAUUGCAUAAUAUUGUGAUAGACAAGGAUGGUAUAAAGGAGUCCGUAUUAUUUAACAUCCAGAGCCAGACAGCUGAACACAGCUCCGAAACAGAACACAAUAUCACGAAUUUGAGACGUUUUAAUCGAUCGUCACGAAGAGCGUAUGAAAUACGCGAUAUUUUCAAACAGUACUUCAAAGACAAUAAUAAUAUUAAUAAACUCAAUGAUAGAGUAAAUUUGUAA